GUGGGCGACUAUUUACACAAUAAGGAAUACUUUCCAGAGAAAUUUGAAGAAUGUCAUAAAAGAUACCCUAGCCAAAGGUCAAUGUCCCAGUGACCUGCAGUGAAAUUAAUCCGAUUUUCAGGAAACUCUGGCACCUUCUACAAUUCUUGCACCAUCAAUUUUAUUGGAACUCAUAUCAAAGGUGUUAAAUAAGAAAGAAGACGCAAUAAUCCGCACUCCUGGAGCAUUAAUUCCUGGGAGGCCAAAAUAAUUACAUUUGAUAUCAGAGCUUCGUAUUAAACCACACUCUUUGUUUCGUUGGUUCCUGGAAUUGAUAGAACCAAAAAAUCAAGAAGAAACUUAUCUCUUACAGACGAGGAGGAGAAUUAUACCCAACAGAAAAUCUUCAGAAGUAAAUAUUGGGCUAUCUGAUGUGAAGGGUUUUAGAGACUCCGUGGAUCCCGCUAUCGGCACGCUCCUUGGGAGUUAAUGCUACGUCUACGUCGGGAUGUAUAGUUCCUCUUCAUUAUAUUAGACCAAGAUUACUAUUCAUUCAAAACAGAAUUCGAAAGAUUAAUACGUACUGUAAGGUAAGACGACCGUCUGCGCAAAGGAAGGAAAAUCUCCGUAAACCCGUGCGUAAAAUUGGCCAGGAAGCUUUUCCAAUUAGAGGAACAAUUACUAAGUCGAUAUUAAAAAAAAUUCUGCUCAGUCAUUAGGUUUACAGCGUUAACAAACUAUUGGUGUACAAGCGAGGUAUAAUUUAGCUUAAUGGAAUCGUUCAGUUACCGAAGAACAUAUAUUGGAGAGUAACUAGAGAAAACUACGACUGAAAAGAAAAGUUAGGUUAAUGAUAAUGUCAUUUGGAAAAGGAACGGGUUCCAUUGUGUGAAGUACCAAGCAUUGAAUCAAGAAGCUAAAGUGGUCUACUGAACAUUUACAUUGGCUUUCAAAAGAAAAGAAAAGGAAGUAUGUUUGUUUAAUGAGACAAAUUCGUGGAAUAAGUUCCUUGUUGUAUAAAUAUAACUUCACGUAUGAUAUUAUCCUAAACCAUAAGUUUCACCAGACUUAAAAACUCGGAAUUUCUGUUUGUGGUCAGCUAAUGAUGUUGAUGACGGAAUGUCCAACGACUCUUUCAUCACAGGUCCCAACUGCACCGCUGAGUUAGCAGAUAAGGCCGGGCCGCCUCCCCAUUAUAUCAGAGAGACCCGCACUUUGAUCGGACUUCUGCUCUCCCUGUUCCCGGUGCUCACUCUGAUCGGCAAUGUACUGGUCAUCGUGGCCGUGUUUACUCACCAACGCCUGCGGACGAUCACUAACGUCUUCGUUGUAUCUUUAUCAGUUGCCGACGCUCUGGUGGCCAUAUUGGUAAUGCCGUUUGCCGUGUACUUGCAAAUUAACAACAACAAGUGGAAUUUAGGACCGACUGUCUGUACAAUUUACACUUGUUUUGACGUCAUGUCCACUACCUCUUCUAUCAUGCAUUUGUCAUGUUUGGCUGUCGAUCGGUACUUAGCCAUAUGUCGGCCAUUCCUUCACGAAAGACUCAACAAUAAAAUUGUAGCGACCAUGGUUGCCUCGUGUUGGAUACUUCCGGCAAUAAUAGCCUAUAUUCCAAUUUUAAAGCAGUGGAAUCAUAUCGGGAUAGAGGACUAUAUCUACUGUUUAGGAGAUUCUGUGUGUCAGCUUAUUGUCAACAUACCAUUUGCCGUUAUUUGUUCCACAAUUGCUUUCUACAUUCCGGCCGUGUUUUUGAUCAUUUCCAAUGUGAAGAUUUAUCUUGCUGCAAGAAAACAAGCACAUCACAUUCGCAGCCUGGAAGCUUCGGUUCAUUGUAAACGCAGGAACAGUAAGUUCAAGCACGAAACCAAAGCAGCCAAGACCAUAGGAAUUAUUAUGGGGUGUUUCUGUGUGUGUUGGUUUCCGUUUUUCAUAAUGAACAUCAUAGACCCCAUUAUAGGCUAUCAGAUAGAAUAUGUGCCGUGGACUAUUGCGUUGUGGUUAGGUUAUCUAAACUCUAUGUUAAAUCCAUUUUUGUACUAUAAUUUCAAUAAGUCUUUCAAGAUGGCAUUUCGUCGUUUAUUAACAUGUAAACAGUGCCGGGGUGUGAGUGAGUUUGAGGACGAAAUGCCUGUCAGUCAAUCUGAGAUGAUGUUAGCUAACCAGUCGCUUCACCAUAUCAACCAUUCUGGGAAUGGAGUUACUAAUUUGCCGACUGAACUUUCUCACCUCAAUGCAAAUGUAAUAUGACGUCUUGUUACUAUAUUAGGAUUGUGAAUUCUGAUGUGUCAUUUUCCGAUGACAUUGAAACAAGUCCAAAAACGCAGUGCACAUAGGUCAAGAGAAAUCUCAGUUAAAGGCCUUUUCAGGUGGGAUAACUCCAAAAUGAAGACUGGAGGAAAAGAUACCUGUGCUAAAAAACGAGAGCGCACGGAAUCACUCGGUGAAGUCCAGCGCCAGACAACUUUUUUCUUGUCAACCUUUCUCAUUCUAACUAUUUAUAUUUGCUGGCUAUGUAUCUGUUUUAAGUUUUAAUUUAUAUUUUGUUAACAAAGAAAAUCGAUUUUGAUCGACAAAAUUAUAUUAUGAGUUAUAUUUAUUCCCAAGCUGGUAGCAACGACUACAUAUUAAAUUUAUUUAUAGUGCAGAGACAUUAAUUGCAACACUAACCGUCCAUAUACUUUUCUAAUUUUGUCAACGCUAGAUAUUAAAGCUGCUCUAAGUAAAGAAUUUCUACUCUUAAUUUUCCUCUUGUAAGUAUUUUUUUUAAAUAUAGAUUUCCUUCAUGAAACCGAGUGAAUAAAGCAAGAGGUUUUUACA
Molecule: messenger RNA, 2799 nt
Organism: Saccostrea echinata
Lineage: Eukaryota; Metazoa; Mollusca; Bivalvia; Ostreida; Ostreidae
Product: 5-hydroxytryptamine receptor 4-like
Exons: 4
Coding region: 1099-2229 (376 amino acids)
Biological process (GO): adenylate cyclase-activating adrenergic receptor signaling pathway
Cellular component (GO): membrane
Molecular function (GO): G protein-coupled receptor activity
Source: RefSeq, a predicted model, not a curated record